AUUUACAGCACAUUGCGAUUACAGGAUGGGCGUGUAAGCAUUGCGAUCGCACUGCAUGCUAGUUUACACCGUCCACAGGUUACCAAACCUUCUUUUCUUGUCGCAGUGCUGUAAUAACUUUAUGAAAUAAACAUAAAAUAGAGAAGAGGCAGCAGAAUGAGAAUAUCGUUUUACCGGUUUAAAAUCUCUGGGGUGAAAGCAAACCAAGCCAAGGAUGAUGUAUAUGCACCAACUCAGUGAACCACAGCAGUAAUAUCGUAUGUGAAAACUACGGCGAAACUGUAAUCGGUACUGAGGGAGAGAACUGGUCUGUGGGAUCAUAAACUGGGACUGCAGGCCACCUUUAAGAUGACCUGAUGGAGCAGCCCUUUCAGUUUUUCUAUCUUGUGGUAAUAGGUAGUAGGAAGCCCUUGUGGGAAAUGUUCCAUAAGGUCACACUACUGGCAAUGUGCAUCUGGACACAGACGCCCACGGCCCUGGGCCUGGAUGCCUGUUCUCCAUUUCCCCGCUCUGCUGUGGAUUUUACUGUUACUUACCCCAUACUGUACUUUCAGGCACAGGGCCCCAUACAGAACAUUGUCAUUAAUGAGGAUUUUAUGGACGUUUAUGUGGCAUCACGCAAUCGAAUCGAGGCGGUCAAUGCCGACCUGAGCAAGUCCUGGGAGUUGCGCACGGGCCCUGUCCGCAGCUCUGAGUGUGAGAUUUGUGACCUGUGCGAUAUUCCCCGGGAUAUUGAUGUGUCAGAGGACACUGAUAACCAAGUCUUGCUGAUGGAUCUGCAGUCAUUUCCUCCAUAUUUAUAUUCAUGUGGGAGCUCCCAGCAUGGGGUGUGUUAUUUCCAUGUGCUUGACCAAAAAGGGCAGCGGCCUUCUACCUCAACCUGCCUCUUUAAAGGGGAAUCUAAUUCUCCAGAUUUCUGUCCGGAUUGUGUGGCCAGUCCUCUUGGAACAAAAGUGAGCAUCGUGCAGUUCGGUCAGAUAUCCUACUUCUUUGUCGCCGCCACAGUUAAUGAGAGCGUUGCCCAGAGUUACGGCAGACAGUCUAUUUCAGUGCGACGGCCGCUAGCGACGGAGGACGGAUUUCAUACAGACGUGCCAGCACUGACCGUACUGCCCGGCCUGCGUGAUUCCUACCGCAUCGACUACAUCUACAGCUUCGUCACAGCGGAGUUUGUCUACUUUGUGUCUGUGCAGAGGGAGAUGCCAGACGACAAACGCUCCCCGCUUCAGACUCGCCUCGGCCGGCUUCCGCGAAGCAACCUGGAGAUGUGGAUGUAUCGGGAAAUGGUCUUGGAGUGCAGCUUCAAGCCCAAGAGGAGGAGGAGAAGUGGGAUGAAUCGCGACAUAAUUUUCAAUGCGAUCCAGGCGGCACAUUUCGGGAAGGCGGGCAAGGAGCUGGCGAAAGAGUGGGGCAUACAGGAGACGGAGGACAUCUUGUACGGCGUGUUUGCAGUGACUCCUAGCACCGGCGAGCCCCGCAAGCACUCCGCUCUUUGCCUUUUCCACCUCAGCAGGGUCAACAAAGACAUGGAGGAUGGAGUGGAAGCCUGCUGCCGUAAUGGCACAGAGCGCCUGUCGCGAGGCCUCUGCCACUUCCAGCCUUGCAUGAGUUGCCCCCAUGAGAACAUGGAGAAUAAUGUCACCUGUAAGGAAAAACCCACGCUGGUGGCUAAACCCUACAUCAGAGUGGACUUCUUUGACAGUAAGAUGCAAGGUGUCCUUCUGACGUCUUUGCUGGUUACUAUCAUUGAUAACAAGACUGUGGCACAUAUUGGAACCAGUGAUGGACGCCUGCUUCAGGUUGUCCUAAGAAGAUCAAAUCCUAUUGUCUUUGCCAAUUACUCUUUGGUAGACAACCAGAAAGUGUCUCCAAUAGCCACUGUUUUUUCAGAAGAGUCCCUUCUCUUUGUGGUUGGAAACAAGAUGUUCAGUGUACCCCCGAAAGGCCCAGGGUGUCGUCACUUUCUGUCAUGUGGCCUUUGCCUGACUGCACCCAAAUUCAUGGGGUGUGGCUGGUGCGGCAGGGAAUGUUCCUGGAAGGAUAACUGCAGCACUGAAUGGAGGACAAACUCCUGUCAGCCUGUCAUUACCGAGUUUCUUCCAAAAUCAGCACCCCCUAAUGGUGAAACAGAGCUGACGCUGUUUGGCUCGGAGUUGAUGUCACCCUUACAGUCUGCUGACAGUGUGAGAGCUUAUAGGGUAAAAGUAGGAGAGGCCGACUGUAAAGUGCUGCGUGAGAAAAGCAACAGCACCCAAAUAACGUGCCAGAUACUUCAGGCAAAUGCCAACUUGUCUCAGCUUGUCUCUAUCUCUGUGGGAGUAUAUGAAGAGCCAGUAGAGGGAUGCUACGUCAUCGAUGGUGAAACCGAAAUGCAUGGAUUUAUGUUUGUGGAGCCACAGAUCACAGAAAUUCUCCCAGAUUAUGGGCCAUAUGUUGGGGGAACGCUGAUUACAGUCAAAGGACCCUACCUGAAUGCUGGAAGGAACAGACGUGUAACACUUAGCAAUGAGAUCUGCAAGAUUGAGAGUGUGUCAACGGGCAGCGGAAACCUUUCUUCCAUUGUGUGCUCGUCACAGCCUGUGGCAGCCCCCAGACAAGCUUCUCUGUCUGUAUACAUUGACCAAUCUGCAGUGCUCACAACCCAAGUGUUCCACUACAUGGAGAAACCCACCAUAACAGAAGUGCGCCCAGAUUGCAGCUUUAAAACUGGAUCCCAGAUCACCAUCAAAGGUAGCCAUCUGGAUUCUGUUUACAAGACCAUCGUCCGAUUUAAGCCCAAAUUCCGGGACCCUGUACAGAGGGAUUGUAUCAGGAUAGCCAAUUACACAGAUCUGGAAUGCAUAACUCCUUCCGUGCCGGGAGAGGACUCAGUGGAAGGAAUACUGUCCUUUGACAUGGAUGGUGCACGACAGCUCUGGAAUCAGACAUUCUGGUACCAUCCAUAUGCGGAACCUUUUGCCUUCCAUCAGGAUAAUAGAACACUACGACUGUCUUCUAUCGAAGAUGAAGUGACUGUAUCUCACAGCAGACUCAACUUGGUGAAUUCUUGCAUGAAAAUCAUCAUGACAGUGGGAGGAGUGGACUGUAAUGUUAAAAUCCUGGACAACAAAAUCAUCUGCAGAAUCCCUAAAAACAUGACUGUACCUAAUGAAGGUUUGCCUGUGCAGGUGUCUGUAAAUGGGCAGCUACAUGAAGUUGGCAGGGUGAUUAUUUCCACUAACAACGCUGAGGUUGGCAUCAUACUGGGAAUUUUUUGUGCCCUGGUUACUGGGGCCCUUUUAUCCUUCCUCAUCACAAAAUAUCUGAGAGGGAAAAAAGAAGCUAAACUGGUGGAGCACCGCCUCUCUCGCCUUUCCAGCUAUAACCAGACCCACAGCACUGUAGACAGGCCAUUGGUGGGUGACUACAGACAAGAGUCAGUCAUGGAAUCCCCAGGCUUCUCAGCAGUGGCAGCCCAAUCGGGCCUGUCCUGUAGCAGCAACUUUGACACUUUGCUCACCCCACUCAUGCCCCCUGAAAAGAUCUCUGUCUCCAGUCUGCGCCCAGAGCUUUUGGAGGAAGUGAAGGAUGUGCUGAUUCCAUCACCAGCACUCCGUGUGCACUACCAUCAGAUCAUUGGAAGAGGUCACUUUGGAACAGUAUAUCACGGUCAUUUUACAAAUGAGAACAACCAGUUAAUUCAUUGCGCUGUAAAGUCAUUAAACAGAAUCACAGAAAUGGAGGAAGUGGAGCAGUUCCUGAAGGAGGGAAUCCUAAUGAAAGAGUUUCAUCACAAUAAUAUUCUCUCCCUACUGGGAAUCCUCAUACCUCAGGAAGGGCUCCCCCUGGUGGUGCUUCCUUACAUGAAACAUGGAGACUUACGCAAUUUCAUUCGCAGUCAACAGAGAAAUCCAACUGUGAAGGACCUCAUUGGCUUUGGCCUGCAGGUUGCCAAGGGCAUGGAGUAUUUGGCCCUGAAGAAAUUUGUACACAGGGAUCUGGCAGCACGGAACUGCAUGCUAGACGAGUCAUACACUGUGAAGGUGGCGGAUUUUGGCCUGGCUCGUGAUGUUUUUGAUAAGGAGUAUUACAGUGUCCAAGACCAGAAGAGAGCCAAACUACCAGUCAAGUGGAUGGCUAUUGAAAGUCUACAGACACAAAAGUUUACAACAAAAUCAGAUGUGUGGUCCUUUGGGGUUCUUAUGUGGGAAUUGCUGACCAGAGGAGCGAGCCCCUACCCAGAUGUCGAUCCCUAUGACAUCACUCGUUACUUGUUUAAAGGACGCAGACUCCCCCAGCCAGAGUUCUGCCCAGACUCUCUGUACGCCAUCAUGCUGCAGUGCUGGGACCCUGAUCCAGAGAGAAGACCUACUUUUGCCACCCUGGUCACUGAGAUCAGUGAGAUCAUCUCUGGCCUGGAGGGGGAGCACUACAUCAACGUAAAAGUCAGUUAUAUCAAUCUGGACAUGCCACACCCCUACCCAGAACAGCCAGACACUGCCUGCGGAUGUGACUCCCCCACCACUGACAGCUCCUGUUCCACCCCGUCCUGAACGUGUCCACAUGAUCGCACAACCUUAGCAACUGUCAACCCAAACACUGACUGCAGCAACGCUGUCGUCAUACCGUUCCUGCCAUAACGUGUUCUUGCAAAACCUGUUUACGAAAAAUCUUCUGAUCCAGUUGUUCACUGGCAUCUGCCGCAGUACUUGUCCAAGUCCGUUUGGUAAAACAGCUCGGAUGUGGUCUCAGCAGUGGGAGUCUGGAUGCCUUUUUUUUUUGGCAGCUUGCACAAGCGGAUGGUUUAAGUGAUUUCUGUGCUUCCAUGUGUCACUUUGAAUAGCAAAAGUUUGGAUGAUGUUGAUGACGACCACAUACCUGACAUUCUUCAUAACCGAAAUACAAUGUGGCAGCUCGUUAUCCAUGGAGAUGCACCUUCUACCACUCACAUCUUUUUUAUCCAUACAUAAUGUUUUAUAUUUACCAAUGAAUGCAAUAAAUGAAUGUGAUUUACAGAACAACA
This is a messenger RNA of Paramormyrops kingsleyae, 5002 nucleotides long. RefSeq names its product macrophage-stimulating protein receptor-like. The record is from RefSeq and is a predicted model, not a curated record. Gene Ontology annotation, molecular function: transmembrane receptor protein tyrosine kinase activity; protein binding; ATP binding. Gene Ontology annotation, cellular component: signaling receptor complex; plasma membrane. Lineage: Eukaryota; Metazoa; Chordata; Actinopteri; Osteoglossiformes; Mormyridae. Gene Ontology annotation, biological process: phagocytosis; protein phosphorylation; multicellular organism development.